UUUUUAGGUGUUAACGAUCACAGCAUGCAACUAAUAAUAAUAGGCCAGCCAUCGCUCUUUUCCCUAGAUAGCAAUAAUCUUCUCGAAAUGCUCUCUUUCCACCAGACAUCCUCACCAUGGAGAACUUGCAAAGCCAGUUGCUCAACCUCCAGGCCAGACGCACAUUAUGGAUUUGGCUUUCCGUCUUUUGGACGUUUAUACAGUUGCCUUUCUGGCUGAUCCAGAACUUGGCACCUUCGUUGCGGCCGCAUCCAGCAUGGACAUUCGAACAAGCAAUCAAAAUACGCCUUGCCAAAGCCUAUCUGUGGCAUAUUUGCACGAUGAAAUCGACUACAAGACUAUCUUUGGAUCCUGGGCCUGAAGGCGGUCGAUUCGUCGUUAUCCAGCCAGCGGCACAAGACCGCUAUCAAGGUGUUUGCCGUGGGUACGAGGAUGACACUGAUCCCGUGAAGAUUGUCCCAACGCCGGUGGGGGCAACAUGGUAUCCAAGCCGCUACCGCCCGGGGGACGAGGAUUCACGCAUCAUCAUUCUACAUCUGCACGGCGGCGGUGCCUAUGCUUUCGGUGAUGGGCGUCCGGGUGAUGCGGGUUUUGCUGCUGACUUGCUUGUGCGCUAUUGUCAUGCCAAAGUUCUCUGUCCUUCUUAUCGACUCGCAAGCAAUCCAGAUGGCCACUUUCCGGCCGCACUCCAGGAUGCUCUUACAUCAUAUCAGUAUUUGCUGAGCCUGGGUAUUUCUCCGGAGCGUAUUGUAUUGUCUGGCGAUUCUGCUGGCGGAAAUUUGGCCUUGGCCCUACUGCGCUACUUGGAAGACCAUGCUUGGGAACCAUUCUCAACCUCCUCCUGUUUCUCAUCACCACCACCAUAUUUUCGUUCCUCAUCAACAUCUUCGACCUUGUCGUCUCUCUCAUCAUCAUCAUCUUCUUCUUCUUCUUCUUCUUCUUCUUCUUCUUCUUCUUCUUCUUCUUCCUCUUCGUCUACUGCGAGCGGCUCCCGUCGUUCAAUUUUCUCCAAUGGCUCCAAGUCUUCGUCUACUACUGCCACUACAACACUAUCCGCUGACCCUGCUGUCCUUUUCCCAACUCCUGCGGCGACCCUUCUCUGGAGUCCCAUGGUUGAUAUCGCGAGUGCAUGUGAUCCAUCUUCCAUUGACAAUAAUCCGCGAUACAGUACGGACUAUCUGGUGGGAGGAUUUGGUGAAUGGGGGGCUCGGAGUCUCCUCCCCAAGUUGCUCCCUGCCACACAUCCUUAUCUGUCACCAGCCCGGCAUCCGUUCUCAACCAAGUCGCCCAUAUGGUGCCAGGCCGGCGCAGGCGAAGACAUGUAUGAGACCAUUCUUCACUUCGCCUAUGGUAUGGAGCGCAUGCCUGGGAAUGCCGUCGAAGUCUACGUUCAACCACAUGCCCCACACGAUAUAUUUUUAACUGGACCGCGCAUUGGAUGGGAAACUGAGGCAGAGGAGUGUGCGAUUCGUGCCAAUGACUUUCUUGUCGCCGUAAGACGUGGUGAGAGUUUUCCGAGGGAUAUAUAAUCAUUGCUUGCGUCAAUUACUCUUACUUGUCCAUUCCUUUUACUCCCUCUAUCUGCCACACCUUUCUUGGGCAUCCUCUCGGGAGCGUUCCAAAUCUUACGAAGUCCACGAUCGGGUAUUUCUCCCAGCCCCGAAGCAUACUCAGCGUUCUAUUGAUUUAUUUUUGAAUUCAAUAUUUUCUUUCCUCGACGAGUUAGACAAGAGCUGGAAUUGGCGUUGGAGUAAUAUUCAUCAAUUACUCGGGUUUGCUUGCUGAAUGCAUUCAUUUCUGCUUUUUUGGGUUAUAUAUAUAUUGGAGGAUUGGUCAAGCUGAGAGGGUUUUGAAUAUCAGAUGCUGAGCGUUCCUUGGAAAUGAGAUAGUAGAGCAGAAAUCAUAUCCGUACUUUUGCUUGUGAUUUGUGCCUACCAAAUGGCUAUGCCUCAAAAGCUCCAAGGAAGCAGACAUGAUAAGAUAGCGCUCUACCUA
This is a messenger RNA of Xylona heveae TC161, 1995 nucleotides long. Its product is annotated as alpha/beta-hydrolase. Gene Ontology annotation, molecular function: hydrolase activity. The transcript has a single exon. Bases 117 to 1529 code for a protein of 470 amino acids. NCBI's taxonomy places the organism in Eukaryota, Fungi, Ascomycota, Xylonomycetes, Xylonales, Xylonaceae. The record is from RefSeq and is a predicted model, not a curated record.